UCGUUUUGUUUUUGCUUUGAGUCUUGGGAGGAGAGACUGUGAGACUCGUGAGCUCGGAAGGAAGAGAUAUGGGAGCGUUGAUGGCGGCUAUGUUGGUGGUGCUCACGGUGGCAGUAGCCUCCGGUGCAUCGAAAGAGCAGCUGAGCACAAGGAAAUGCGAGAAUCUUGGUUUCACAGGUCUCGCUUUGUGCUCUGAUUGUAACAGUUUGGCUGAGUAUGUCAAAGAUCAAGAAUUGGUAUCCGACUGUAUGAAAUGUUGCACUGAGGAUUCCGAUGAUUCAAUGACAAAGAUCACGUAUUCUGGUGCUAUACUGGAAGUCUGCAUGAGGAAACUGGUUUUCUAUCCCGAAAUUGUUGGCUUUAUUGAAGAAGAGAAGGAUCGGUUCCCUUCGGUCAAAGUCCAAUACAUUUUCAAUUCUCCACCAAAGUUGAUCUUGCUAGAUGAUGCAGGCGAACAUAAGGAAACAAUAAGAAUCGACAAUUGGAAACGUGAACAUAUCUUGCAGUUUCUGCAAGGGAAGGUAAAGCCUGCUUCUGCAAUCUGAAUACUAGUUAUUAUCUUCUGUCAACACCUUAAUCUGUAUCUCAACACAAUCAUGUAUUUUUUGUAUCCUCUUUUUGGAAAUUUUGAUCGUGUAUUUAUUCCAGAGGUUUUAAGCUUAGGUUAUUUGCGUGCAUGAAUAGUCAGAAGAUUUCUUACAAUAGCAUCAGCAAUUCAUAC
Pyrus x bretschneideri (Chinese white pear) is the source of this 721-nucleotide messenger RNA. RefSeq names its product selenoprotein F-like. Gene Ontology annotation, molecular function: oxidoreductase activity. Bases 69 to 545 code for a protein of 158 amino acids. The record is from RefSeq and is a predicted model, not a curated record. Gene Ontology annotation, cellular component: endoplasmic reticulum lumen. NCBI's taxonomy places the organism in Eukaryota, Viridiplantae, Streptophyta, Magnoliopsida, Rosales, Rosaceae. The transcript has 4 exons.